Molecule: messenger RNA, 392 nt
Organism: Fukomys damarensis (Damara mole-rat)
Lineage: Eukaryota; Metazoa; Chordata; Mammalia; Rodentia; Bathyergidae
Product: mitochondrial import receptor subunit TOM5 homolog
Exons: 1
Coding region: 134-298 (54 amino acids)
Cellular component (GO): mitochondrial outer membrane translocase complex
Source: RefSeq, a predicted model, not a curated record
UAAUAUUUAUGUUGUCUGACAUUUUCACUCAACAUUAUGUUCUCGGUGGGUGUGAAUCGGAGCCUGAAGAUCUGUGAUCAAAGCGUAGCGGCUGGAAGGUGUUGCUGCAGAGUGGAGAUGCUGCGGAGCAGAGAUGUUCCAGAUCCAGGGCCUCGUGCCGAAGCUGUGCCCUGAGGAGACGAAAGGGAAGAUGUGCAAGGAUGUGCGAGGAUGUGAUUUCCUCCUAGGGAACUUCCUCAUCUGUGUGGCCCUGCUGCGAGUCACUCCAUUUAUCUUGAAGGAAUUGGACAGUAUGUGAAGACUGGACAGCAGACGUGGACAUAUGAUAGAAGAACCUGGUUAUAGUUUCUUCUGCCUGCAAAUGAAUAGGCUCAGAGAGGUGUAAGACACUC